GCUGUUUUCUUGACGUUUUAUGCACGAACCAGACUCGUGAUAUAAAAUAGGAUUUUUUGGACGUAGCACUGUUUCCCUCUAAUUGUUUCUGGGACGUUUAGUACAAGUGUGAUGGCGUUCAAAGAAACAACACCUGUAGGACAAGGGAUCUCAAUAUCUAAUUAUUGACAGAGCCGACCCUCUGAUCCUAGGAUUGUUGUUGUUUACAUACUCUGGCAGUUUAUUGAUGUAAAUACAAGCUUGUAUGGCCAGUACAGGAUGUUUCCCUGGCUCUAGUCUUCUAUUCUACAGAACAUUACCAUUACUACCAACUUUGGAUAAAGAGUCAGGACUUGAUUAACCAUUCUUCAUGGCAUUUUCCGAGAUAGAUUCUCCAGUUUAUGGAGGUGGAACAAUACAGCUGGACUUAACUGGACAUCAACAGCUGAUUGACCAACUGAAUGUCCAUCUGUUUCUGGUAUUUGAGGGAGAACUACAGAGGCACCUCACAGUGCUGAAACAUUACAAAGACAAUCACUACUUCUCUAUCAUACCAGCACAUCACCGAGAAGAAUCCGUUCAGUUGAGCAUCCUCUGUUUCCAUGGCAACGAGUGUAGCAUUUUGGGUGGCUCCCCUUUUAGAUUUUACUAUGACAGUGCUUUCUAUAUGGCCCAGUUCCUGGUGGAGAGUGUAUACAAUGUCACUGCAUUAGACGACCUUGAACUCAUCCGAUCCGACUACUUUGAUCUAUCAAACGAGAUUCUGGACACAUUGGAUGAUCGGCUCCAGAAAGCAUUAAAUUUCCUGGACAUACCGGACUGGUGGCAUUUACUAGGCUCUACCUCACCACUGGAGAAUCCAGAUAACCAAACAAGGGAGACUUUGUUACAUUUCACAGCCCGAUUAGGGUUGAACAAAGUCACACUCCUUCUUCUCAACAAACCAGGAAGUAAACAGUGCCUGUCUAUACCUAAUCGUCAUGGAAACCUUCCCAGAGAUGUCGCUGCAGAACAGGGCUACACCAACCUCUGUGAAAUAUUGACGGAGUACAAUUCUCACUUUGUAAAAGUAGAGAACAAACCAAUACCAACAGAUGAGGGCAUCAUCAGCUACUAUGACAACCGGGAAGUUUCCUUGAGCACAUACCUGCAGAGAUCUAUAGUCGAAGAAGCUCAGAUCCUCCAGAAGUUAGUGCAAACCUUCGAAAAAUCUGGAAGUCCAUCUUAUGUGCGACAGUCAGAAACGGCUUGGCCUGAAACUGAAGAAAUGGAUACAGAUAAACAGGGAACAUUUGAGGAUCAAACUGACAGUAAACUGAGAGCCAUUAUUCUGAAAUCCAAAGAUCUCCAAGUUGUCAUGGAGGCUCUCAGUAGCAACGAUAUUAACAGUGAUAAUACAAUUGACCUUGACUCUCCUGCAAGGUCAUUGGAGGAUCUCUCUGACACCCCGUCCGACAGGGAUACAGAACUUCAAGAUGGCUCCCAAGGUUAUGAAGGCAGCCUGUUAGGCCUCCAUGGAUUUAACACGCAACUACUUCAACAGAGGGACUCCAACAGAAACGAGUUAAUUGCACAGGAUGUUCACAGAAAAGACAACUUGUCAAGAUUUAGUUCAUCCUGUCCGUCACUAGAAGUAGAGGGACAAAGCCUUCUACCGCCUGACAUAGAUGAAGAUCACCACAAUUCUAUGCUUAACUUGUCAAAGGAUGAGGAGCAUGCAGGCCCGUCCCCACAGUUGGCCCGGGAGUCGCCCUCCGAUAGCGAGGAGACCACAGACAGCCCAUACCUCACAGACCCCUCACAGGACACAGGCGUCCAGAUCUGCAUAAACGGUGUCACUGUCGACCACUCCAACGAUUUCACACUUGACGGCAGCUUGAACCGUUUUUUGCGAGAUUUUUACGGCGGCAACACUCCUGGAGUUCGCAGAAGAAGUUGGGGUGGCAACUUUUUGGAGGGCCAGAAACUCCAGGUCCGCCAUGCCAGACAUGAAGGGUCACUUAGGGCAAAAAGCAUGAGCCUCAACAGUCUGGAUGGUGAAGAAGAUACAGAAGAUGAUGAGUAUGUGGAUGCUACUGAGCCGCCUACCCCACACGUGUCCCAGAGAGGUCUGGAGACAGGGCUAGACCACCCUGGAAUAACCCCCACACACAUGGACGCUCUAAGCAUUUCGCCGGGGGUAUCACCUUGCUCAAGUCCUAAUAAUCAGGACAUGCCUGAUGCCAGCAUGUUUAACUCACCAGAUGUAGGUGAAACACUGGUCAGGACCUUGUACGGUCUAAAACAGGAACUCAUCUCACCCAGAGAUAGAAAGUCUCACCAACUCCAACACGAGUUAGGGGGACAGAGUGGUGAAUCCGCAGAUGAAGAUUCCAGAAUUCUUACAGUUCCACAUUCCAAUAUAACCAAAUCCUUGUCCACACCCUCCAUACCCGCAGCCGUAUCACCAGGUGAAAGAAAAGUACACAAAGACCCCAAACAAAAUGAUGUACCAACUUACCUCCUCAUACAAAAACUCAUUGAGGAACAUGACGCACAAUUUCGUCGUCAAGAUGAAAUAGAGGAAGAUGAUGAUGAGAAUACAAAUCGCCUUCUUGGACAGAGCGACAGCCGGAGGCGGUCUCAGGUGUCCCUCAUUGACUUCCUGGCUGAUCCUUCAAAUCUGGAGGAUCCAUCGAAGUCCAGGAAAGAAGAAAAGAAACGAAAGCCAAGUGUCUUCUCUCGACUUCAAAACAGUUACAGGACGAAAAAGCACAAAGAUAAGGAAAACAAAGGAAAGUCUACCCACCAAUUUGUGUCAGUGUCCUUCAGUAAUUCCACCGCCUGUCAUGUGUGUCGAAAAUCAAUGGCCAACAAACCUGCAGUUCGCUGUGAAAAUUGCCUUGUAAAUGUACAUGAGAACUCCUGCAAGGAGCAGAUAACUCCAUGUGAUAAGAGCCGAAUCCCGAAGGUGCCGCCCCAGCUGACUCGGGAGUCUGCCGUACAGAUGACCAACGUGACCCUGAGAGAGAAACAAUCGUCCUCCUUGCCAACCUCAGUGGCAGGUUUACGCCAAAGUCAUUCCUUUAAGGAAAAGCGUUCAUCAUCAGGGCCUGCGGGUCGUAGUCAGGUAACAUCGGCGCCUCUGAGCGUCUCCACGGUUACUCCUCAGCCACACCCAUCUCUGUCUUCUAUACCUGAUACUGAGUCUGUCACACAGACCUCAGCGGCUCAGUUACAGCAGCACAGGAGAAGUUUACCUACAACCAGCCUUCUGUCUCUGUCUGAUCCUCCCAUCACCCAAGGUCGGUCAGGAUAUUGGAAAAAGGCACGCGAGCUGCUAAUUGGUAUAGACAAGCCUAUCAGUGAAGAUGUCGACCCUUUCCUCUCUGGACAGGAGUCCGGGUCAAAUAUUACAGACACAAUAUCCGAGUCCCUUGAAUCUUUGGACGAGACGGAUGCACCUUCUGAAGUUAACGAUAAUUACGACGACGAGCUUUUGAUGCUCCGAGAUGAUGAGGCAGAGACGUGGAGUGGCUCAAUUGAUAGAAAAGUGAUCAAGAAAAUGAGUCACAAAGAUAUUAAACGACAAGAUACAAUAUGGGAAUUAAUACAAACAGAACGACACCACUGCAGACGGUUAAAGAUCCUCCAGCGGAUCUACAGCCACACUAUAUUGGAAGAGCUACACAUGCCACAGGAAGUGGUGGACCGCCUCUUUCCCAAACUCGAUGAUCUCAUAGAUAUUCACAUGACAUUCCUUCACCGCCUGCAGGACCUCCAGAAUCUCCGACCAGACCACAGUGUCGACCAGAUCGGGGAAACCAUCGUUGAUCAGUUUGAUGGAGAAAAUGCUGAGCAGAUGAAGGCAGCCUACGGAGGGUUCUGCUGUAGACAGAAGAGCUCGAAUCUAUAUUAUAAAGAUCUCCUCACAAAGGAUCGAAAAUUUCAAAGUUAUAUGAAGAAGUGCAAUAAUCAUACGUUAUGUAAUAAGAGAGAAAUACCGGACUUUCUCCUGGCUGUGACACAAAGACCCUCCAAAUAUCUCACCCUUAUAGAGGCCAUACUUAAAAGUACCAAAGAUAAAAAGGACAGAGAAAACUUAAUAAAGGCUUUAAAUCUAAGUAAAGAUCUCCUACACAGUAUAGACGAGGCGGUAAACGAGUAUGAACUAGAACAACGACUCGAGGAAAUUCACACCAAGAUGGAUCAGAGGGCCGUGGCCAUAUACAAGGGCAAGAAAUUCAAGAGAUCCGAUAUCAUAGCCAAUGGGAGAUGUCUUUUGCAUGAAGGAUCAGUCCAAUUGAAGAAUGCUCGUGGUAAAGUGACAGAUGCAAUAUUGGUGGUCCUCACCGACCUAAUCUUCUUCAUGCAGGAGGCAAACGGCAAAUACAACUUCUUUUCCCAGGACAGUAAGUCGAGUGUGAUUCCCCUGUUCCAACUGCUGGUCAGAGAGAAAGGGGACACACGGGCAGAUAGCCGCGGGAUUUACCUCAUCAGUCAAAACAAACAAAACCCAGAGAUGUACGAGUUUAUCUGCACCAACAAUAACUACCGUCGUAACUGGAUAGAGAUGUUACGACAAGCCACAGACAAUUGUCCUCAUGAGGAAGAAGAAGAGGUUCCUAAUGAGGAGGAUGAGGAACAGAGACGAGUGAUGGAGGCAAGGUCAGCCAAGGUCAAAGAGAUAAUAGAACAACUACACCAUAAAGAUCGUGAGAUUAAGAACUGCUGUGAUGUUAAAAACAAGUUGAUGAUGGAGCUACUGGAGAUGUACAGUUGGAGGGUAGAGAAGAAGGGUACAUCAUCAGAGGAAGACAGCACAGAACACAUGGACGCUCUCCAGACAGCAAUACAGGAAGUGUCAGCCACCGCGUCACGGCUCACCACCAUGUUACAGGGGUCAGGGUCACACCUGAGUCGACAUGUGAGUAGUGUUGGGGAGCAUGUUAGCUCAGGGUUUUCACUCACUCCCCUACCAAAGAGGGCAGAGACGUUUGCAGGUUUCGACAGCUCAUUUGAUGUCCCAAAAGGUUGUGUUCCAAAGAAAAAAUAUCUGUCUGACCUUCAGGACCUUGAAGGUCGAAGCGGAAGUCCUCAAAAUGUGGACAGCGACUCGGAGAUUUGUCAAGUUUCUGAACCCUCAGCAUAUGAAAGGACCAAUGAAGCUGACGAUUCCCUGGACAGUACACGACAAUACGACCAUUACAGUCACAGCGAUGCUGGAUCUCUGGGUGAUAUCUCUGGCUCCUCCACUCAAUCCAAUUUAAUCCACGGGGAAAAUCAUCUGGCCUCCAUCACACAACUGGCCCGCUCCCUUCACAGUAUAGUGCAUCUGACAGCCCAACAAGGUACUGCAGUGGAAACUCUCCGAGCUCAACUGGCCGAGGCCAAUGAGCGUAUCAACAAACUGUCAGCAGAGGUGCACGAACGUAAGGGUGGCUACAGGUACAACCAGCUAGAGGAACUCCGCAAUCUACAGGAAAUGGUAAGAAAGGAAAAACAAGCAUUCGAAAGAGAGAAGGAACGUGAAAGAAACUACGCUGAACAGGAGCGUCAGAAUCUGGAGGAGAUGAAACAAGCCAUUAAAUUAGAGGAGGAAAAAUUGGAGAGGGAACGUCGUGAGAUAGCGGCAGAAAUUCAGUCACAGAAGGAUGACCUCAGACAGGACAAGGAACGCUAUCAGGCCCAGAUAAUGUUAUGGGAAAGCCAGCUUCGGAAAGAUGGACAUUCUAGUGCCCCGGGUGUGACCCAGCUUAGUGGCUCGGAGUCUCAUGACACCCACUCGGACUUUGGUCAAGUUACCAAAAGAGACAAUUCGCCGAGCAAUGCUCAGGCAAACCAUAGACGAUCUGCGUCAGCAGAUUUUUGUCAAAUGAUUGAAAAUGACAUGGACAGACUUCGACAGGGUAAUGUGAAAACUACCCGUCGUGAAAUGGCAGCCAGCCGCUCUGAUUCGCGGGCUGGUUUGUCAUCUAGUGCUAGUAAAAAGAACCUGCCCGAACAUUUGUUAAGUGCUAAAAAUGAACAAAAGGUGUCUGGAAUAAAAGUGCAACAACAGAUUCCAACACGUAGCGGACUAGCUACAGGACAAGUGUCCUCUAGUAGCAUGAUGGGUAAAGGCAGCAGUGUACAGCAGGUCUUACCAUUCAAACUGGCUGCCAGUGGAAGUAACAGUUCAUUAAACAGUGGUGCCGCGGGACCCCAAAACAGUGCUAGUCAGGGACAAAAACCCUACAACUCACGGACUAACAUGAUGCCUAACAAGCAGUCAUCGUCAUCUUCUCUGUCCCGUAUUAUGAAGUUAGCAGAGCCCGGUUCUAGCAAGGGAAGGUCAUCCAGUCUGACCUCUGUCCCUAGUCUGUUGCUAGGUGACAAAAGUCACACACAUAAGUCAGCCUCUGUGGACUUCCCUAACUCUGGGGCUCCACAGGGGGCAGCUCCGGGCAAGACAGACCUGUCAUCUGAGAAGGCAGAUGAUGAAAUUUAUUGCUAGAAAUUUGGUUUUUCUUGUUAGAGGAUCAAGUAUUCCAGCAAUACUGAGGUUGUUAGAAAAGUUCCAAGCUUUUCUAGGAGUGACUGCAUUUCGCCAAUAAAAGCAGAGUCUUCUCAGAGGGCAUUUAGAGGUUACGACCUAUGAACUGUUGACCAAGGUUCAAGGUCAUGCAGAAGCUAAAAAUACUCAGGAUUUACAAGUAUCAAAGAAUAUGGUCUGUCUUAAUGAGCUUUGAACAAAAUCAACACCCAAAACAGUACAUGACCAAGAAAUUGUACAAGUCAUUGGUUACCAAAGAGGAGCUGUUUUGUUUUUUUCUUCUCAAUAUUUGGCACCAUGUCAUCUAAGAAGAUAUUUACCACCACGUAAUCCGCUGGGAAAUUAACAUCACGCAAAUCCAUCAAGGAAUUUGGCACUGAAUAAUCCACGAAAAACCAAAGGAGCUAGCACUCAACUGUGUUAGCAAAAGAUGAACACAUGCGUUCAAGGGCAUUGCACAUAUACCCAAAUAAGGACAUUUUACCCAUAUAGGGACAUUACCCAAUUAGAGAAUGCUGGACAUGACUCAUUGGGGAUUUGUUGAUUCAGGAAUUAAUGCUGAAUGGCAAAUUAUUUUUUGUUUCUGUCCUUAUUGCCUUGACCCAAACUAGGUCUUAUAUCCCUGUUUAUUUGUUGGUAAAUAAUGCUCCAUAAGUCUUUACUGGGUAUUUAUUUGGAUCAGUGUAUAGGAUCAUAGUUAAUCAUAUUUUAAAGAAAUAUUUAUGAUUUUGUUUGAUUUUAACAGAAAUUGGCAAAAAAAAAAACAAGUGAUCUCAUUUGAUAUAUUCACUAGCUGUUAUCUGUUCCUUAGUUUGUAUAUCACUGCUACAAUUCACCCGUGUUCUACACCUCAUUGAAGCUGGAAUUGAAGCCAUCUUAAGUAUUUCUGAAAUAUUGGGAAAAUCCUAAAAAGAGUCAAACUUUCUUUAUAAAAUUCUGUAAAAUGAUUUUGUGAGAAGACUUCUAAGUCUUGUAUAAAUUAUAAAGUUAAUUAUUUUCUAAUUUAUGUUAAUAUUUUAUGGAAAAAUAUUGGUAAAUAUUUGAUUACAGAUGCUGAACUUUUUUCCAUGUUAUAUCACCAUUAACCGUUAAGUGGAACUCUCUUCCUCAGCUUGACGGUGAAAGCGUAUGAUAUAAGUACAGACUGUAGUUUUAAAUGACUAUGUAAAUGUGCAAUAAGUCUACAGGUAUAUGCCUUGUUGACAUUUUAGCAUUUAAUUUUGAUUAAUUGGUGGAAUUAAUUGUUCUAAUAGAUUUGUCAUGUGUUCUAGCUAAACAAGUGAUAUUUUUAAACAUGUAGAAACAUUUCAUAAUUUAUAGUGUGACCUUAAUGUACAGCAUAACUUAAGGUCAAUAUCUCUGUAAUUGGUGAAAUUACUAUGCUAAAUUUAAGUUCACGUCAAAAUAGCUCACCAGGUAUAUUUUAGGUGGCUCACCAAGUACUACAGGUAGCUCACCAAAUAUGGUAGAGGAAGUUCACCAAGUAUCAUUUGGUUGGCUCACUCAAGUAUAGUUUGGUUGGCUCGUUCACGUAUGCUUCGGGUAGCUCACUAAGUGUGCUUCAGGUAGCUCACCAAGUGUAAGGUCAAAUUGUCUUGUAUAGAUUUACCAGAAGAUGGUCCUAGUAUAAUUGGAACUCUUCACUUAAGAAGGUGGAAUAGCUGUACUGUUAAAUUCCUCCUUAACUCUAUGCUUUCAGUGCAUUAUUUGGUGUUAUUUAACAGUACCUGCCUAUUUUUCCUGCUUGACUUGUUGUGUUGGGAGUCAGUUAAUUAAAGGCCUACCUGUCUCGGAGACUGACUUACCGGAACUCGACUUUUGUUUUACAGUGUUGUUGUCAUGUACAGGGCCAUUGCUGUACAUAUAAUGUAUGUUCAUAUUUACGGUCCGUAUUUGUACAUACGCAUACACAUGUAUUAAAACCUGAUUGGGACAAACUCACGGAAUGAACACCUGGCUAUACUAAGGGGAGAAUUUAGAGCUUUAGUCAUGCCACCCCUCAAAAGAGUCCCUGAAUGUCCAGGGAGGUAUUUAGGGGUGUAAUGCCUAAUCUGGCUGAUUUACUCUGAAGAGAAACAUUAUUUAUUCCUAUAUUUAACACACAUUCCCUAUUGACGAUAACAGAGGUUUUAUUUUUAUGUGUUUAAUUUUUUAUAGGAAAUUUAUUUGAUUGCAGCAAUAUUUCAUUUUUUUUUUUGGGUAACACACCUUUUUGACUCAAAAAAUACAUGUCGGUGAGCGUAAUAUGUACAUGCGUACCGUUAAUGUUAGAUUAGUCAUGGGUCUCAGUGGUUCAUUAGAUAUUGUAACGAUGUUGUUAUUUCAAUUCUUCCGAGAAUCAGAGUUUUUUGUUAAAUUUUUAUAUGAUGUAGGAAGUCAGUUCAGUGGAUUUUUACUGAAUGAAUGAGAAUUUGUUUAGACAACAGUUUCUACUCUCUCUAGAAAUGAUCCUUUUUCGUGACAGGUACGUGAGCUGUCUAUCACACUAGUCAGUGUGUUUAUCAAGCUAUUAUUGACUGAUGAGCAAAUUUUAAUGAAUAUGUAAAUUUCAAAUAUGAAUAUGCAUGUAAGAUGUAUCGUUAUAUAUAAUAAUAUGCAUGUUGAUCAUUAAGAUUAAGUUAAAGGUAUGUAUUGUUUAUUUGGGAGUCACCAGUUGAGAUAUGUGAUAGAUCUGGAAUUUAGUAUAGAGUGAUAUAAGUUUAUAGAUAAAAUAUAUAUAUCACACCUAUUACAAAGGUUAAAACUUAAAUUCAAAAAUACUUUUUUGAGUAGUAAAUUAUGUGUAAGUUAUUAAUAGUUUGUUCAGGUGCCAUGGAAACUGUUGAUCCUGGUUACGAGUAAGGUUCCAGUAAUGUUUGGAAUCUGUUUUGACGACUGUAAACAGGUACUGUUUGUGAUUUGGUCAUGUAUUAACCUGUGACAUAUCUGUUAUAGGGGAAAGGUUGUAACACCCUUUCCUUGUAUAUAGCGCGAUGUUAUUUUGUUCUUUCGAGGCCGAUGUGAACGGCUGCCAUGUUAUGUUCACACAUGGCCUGAGGAUUUCGAAGUCAUGUAAAUGUUUUACUUUUUUAUUGAUAAAUGAAGAAACACUGAAAAAAAUACAAUAUGGUUUUUAAUAAAGAUGAAAACAAUAUAA
This is a messenger RNA of Pecten maximus, 9629 nucleotides long. Its product is annotated as rho guanine nucleotide exchange factor 28-like. Gene Ontology annotation, molecular function: guanyl-nucleotide exchange factor activity. The record is from RefSeq and is a predicted model, not a curated record. The transcript has 46 exons. Bases 350 to 6454 code for a protein of 2034 amino acids. Gene Ontology annotation, biological process: regulation of Rho protein signal transduction. NCBI's taxonomy places the organism in Eukaryota, Metazoa, Mollusca, Bivalvia, Pectinida, Pectinidae.